AGCGUUAAAUAGGAUAUAUGUGUUCGCACACUGAAAGUUUAGACCUUUUAAUUUAGUUUAAUGUGAGUUAGGAUACGCAAGCGUGUGCGUACGUGGAGCUUCGUGAGGUGUGUAGAUCAUGUUACCUAAAAAACUAAUUUGAGCCAUCUUUUUCGUCAGACAAUGUACCCGAAAUGAUUCUUUCCCAUUUCACGUCCUCAUCACCAUGUCUUCUUGAGCACAUUCUUCUUCGCCAGGACGAGAGGGCAGUAUCGUCUGGUCGGAUCCAUCGUACGCUAGCUCCUCAGAGGAAGAAAACACUACACUGCCUAUAAAUUCCGCGAGCUGCAACUGCACUUGUUGUCCCAAGAGAAACGCAGGCAGCUGUGUGCCUGAGUGGAGCUGAGCAUGGGGUCUUUGCUUGGCGAUGGCUUGCCGGUGGCUGUCAUGCUUUGCCUCAACAUCGUGGCGGCCAUCAUGGUGUCUCUCGUCAAGGUGGCCAUGGACGGCGGCAUGAACCCGCUUGUGCUCGUCACCCUGCAGCAGCUCACGGCGUCUGCCUUCCUCGCGCCGAUCGCCUACUUCAAAGAGAGGAAAUCGAGGCCAAAGCUGACGCUGGAGAUCUUCGGCUACAUCUUCGUCAGUGCCGCACUCGGGUCAGCUCUGAGGCAGUACAUGAUCUUCGUCGGCCUGCAGUACACCACGGCCACCUUCGUUACAGCUUUCUCCAACAUCGCCCCAGUCCUCACCUUCCUCCUCGCCGUCGCAACACGUUCAGAGGCACUGAACCUCAAGAGCAAGAUGGGCAUGGCGAAGCUGGUGGGCACGCUGGUCUCCCUGGGCGGCGCCAUGGUGCUUACCUUCUACAAGGGCGUCGCCCUCACCCACGCCGCGCCGCCUCAGCACCUCCAUUCCCGGCAGCAUGGGGGAGCUGCAGACUCGAUGAGCCGCGGGAAGUGGACGCUGGGCACGGUGGCGAUCCUGGGGAACUGCGUGUGCCUCUCCUGCUGGUUCCUGUUCCACGGCAGGCUUGCCAGGAAGUACCCGCACGUGUACUCGUGCAACGCGCUCAUGUCCGCGCUCAGCUUCCUCCAGGUCGCCGUCGUCGGCCUCUGCACCCAGAGGAGAAUCUCCCCGUGGAUCGUCAAGAGCAAGUUCCAGAUCCUCACCGUCCUAUACGCUGGCAUCUUGGGAUGCGGCGUGUCGUUCGUGCUGUUGACAUGGUGCAUCGAGAAGCGUGGCCCCGUGUUCGUCGCCGCCUUCAUACCGAUUGUGCAGAUCAUCGUCUCGGUCAUCGACUUCUGCAUCCUUCACGAACAGCUCUACCUUGGAAGUGUGCUGGGAUCUGUUCUUGUGAUUGGUGGUCUGUAUCUUCUGCUCUGGGGCAAGAGGCAGGAGGCCUUGAACUGCCCACCAAAAGCUGCUCAAAAUGAUGAUAAAGAGCAGCAGCAGCAGCAGGAGGAGCAGCAAGUGCACAACUGAAGGGUGAAGACAGCAUCCUCUGACAGUUCGGUUGUAACAGCUGCAGCAAUAAGCUCUCCAUCUUUUUUUGGUGUAUCAGGGAGCAAUCUUCUUGUAAAAUCAGUCUGGUGCCAAGAAAGUGUUUAGAUCCAAAUCCAAACAGUAGAGCUAUCGUAAAUCAAAAUCAAUAGCAACAUUAGGAACGAAUUGCUAGCAGCCUGUUGCAGUCCUUUGAAGAAAUACAUAAUAAUAUGCGCAAUAUUGGGGAACA
Messenger RNA from Phragmites australis (common reed), 1711 nucleotides. Its product is annotated as WAT1-related protein At3g30340-like. The transcript is spliced from 6 exons. The record is from RefSeq and is a predicted model, not a curated record. Gene Ontology annotation, molecular function: transmembrane transporter activity. NCBI's taxonomy places the organism in Eukaryota, Viridiplantae, Streptophyta, Magnoliopsida, Poales, Poaceae. Gene Ontology annotation, cellular component: plasma membrane. Bases 388 to 1461 code for a protein of 357 amino acids.